Syngnathus typhle (broad-nosed pipefish) is the source of this 1771-nucleotide messenger RNA. Its product is annotated as H-2 class II histocompatibility antigen gamma chain-like. Gene Ontology annotation, molecular function: MHC class II protein binding; macrophage migration inhibitory factor binding. The record is from RefSeq and is a predicted model, not a curated record. Gene Ontology annotation, biological process: antigen processing and presentation; immune response; protein trimerization. Lineage: Eukaryota; Metazoa; Chordata; Actinopteri; Syngnathiformes; Syngnathidae. The coding region runs from base 129 to 926 and encodes 265 amino acids. Gene Ontology annotation, cellular component: membrane. The transcript has 9 exons.
GCCCCAUAUGGACCUGUCUGCCUCCUAUUUCCCUAUCUUGGGAGGUAUUUUUACAGGAAAGCUUUAUUGUUGACGUAUUGUGGGUGCAGUAGUGCAACAGGAAGAAACUUGCAGCAAAACAAAGCCAAAUGGAGAAGACUGGUGAAAACACUCCGAUGCAAAGGACAGACAGUGCUGAACCGCUGGUUGGUGGGGCAAGAUACAGAGGGCGCCCCACUGGCUACGCCCUGAAGGUGGCAAGUCUGACGAUACUGGCAUGUCUGUUGGUGGCCAGCCAGGUGUUUGUGGCCAUCAUGGUGUUUAGCCAAAAGCAGCAGAUCCAUACGCUGCAGAAGGACUUUGACGGGCUCAGCAGGCAGCUACAUGCAGCUCAAGUUGCCCCAUUCAAGUUGCGCCAGCCAAUGAACCACUUCCCACAGAUGCAGGCAUUUGCAGAUCUAGACUCAGUGGCGACCAAGGCACCUGUGAAAGAAGAGAAGAAGAUGGAAUCCAUUGGCGUGGAUGAGAUGCUUGGUCUCAUGGAGGAGAACUUUGAGAUGCCCAAAUUCAAUGACACUGUGCUGGGUAACCUGAAGAGCCUGAAGAAACAGCUGAAUCAGAGUAACUGGAAGAGCUUUGAAUCUUGGUUGCGCAACUGGAUCAUCUUCCACAUGUCCCAACAGAAGCCUCCAACUCCUACAGGAUCCUCCACAAAGACCAAAUGUCAAAUCCGCGCAGAGGUUAAAAGCAGCCAACUGGAUCCAUUCCGUCCUGUGUGUGACUUGAAGGGUCGAUAUGAAGCCAUUCAGUGCUGGCACGUCAUCGGCGUUUGCUGGUGCGUGGAUGUUGACAGUGGUGCCGCCAUCGAGGGCACCUUCACAAAAGGCCGCCCCAAAUGCGAGACAGCUAAUGAUGAUGAUGAUCCCAUUAUUGAAGACCUUGUAUAGUGUUGAAGAAGGGAAGGCAAGAGCUGCUUAUUUCUUCAUCUUCAUCUGACACAUCACUUCAUAUACUGUAAUGAAACUAGCUUACUGCUGUAGUGGGGAUACAUAUAUAAUUGCUUGUUACGCAUUUUGGCUUUUUGGGGUUCUCCACUCCGUUUUCAUCUCAUGUCCCCCAUGGUUGGUUUCAUUAGGACAACAAUCUCCCCCCUCCACUUUCACCACAUAGGGUGACAAAACUCUACGGUUAAACAAAGGACUAAUGUUCCUCUUUCGUUGGGACGGACAUGGAGCUUGCUUAGCACAUGCUACAACUACUGGAUUUACUCCAAACAUUUUAAGAAUUUGCACUUUGUAGUCAGAAUUUUAAUCAACCCCCUUCCUGAAAUCAUAUCGCCAACUCAGCAAAGCAGACAAAUCCUUCAAGCCAGACAGAUACUAUUUGCGGAUCACGUUAAGACUAAAGUCACGUGUUUUGUUGUACAUUUAUAAGCCUGAAUAGUGCUGGGAGCAGAUAACUACUUGUCUAAGUGCUCAGCAAUCUUUGCACGCUGUAAAUAAUGACAUCUUUGCUUAACAUAAAAGAAGGAGUAAUUUUCAGUCCAUGUUUGUAACUUUUCGUCACCUAGGGUGACAUGUUUUCAAUGAUGGCUGAAUUGAAAUUCUUAAAAAUACUACGUGUGGAAAUAGCUACAUCUUUGUUUCUUUGCUGAACUAUGCUACAUCUUGGCCAGGACUCAUUGCAAAGAAAAAACAUUUCUAGUUGGUUAAAUAUUCUAAAAUACAAAAGUCUUCAUAAAUGUGAAUGCCAACACUAAAGUCAAUAAAGAAUUUAACAUUUUGAAAUUCAA